Molecule: messenger RNA, 4938 nt
Organism: Falco peregrinus (peregrine falcon)
Lineage: Eukaryota; Metazoa; Chordata; Aves; Falconiformes; Falconidae
Gene: BLACAT1
Product: BLACAT1 overlapping LEMD1 locus
Exons: 4
Coding region: 2181-2282 (33 amino acids)
Source: RefSeq, a predicted model, not a curated record
CCCCAUUCAGAGCUGAAAGGGCGCUCGGCGGCGCCGGGUGCUGGCGAAGGGGGCUGCAAGGGCGGCGGGAGCAGCUUUUCUUUGGCAGCGAGCUUUUCUCACACGGUUCAAAGCAUCCCCACCUGCAGCCCUGCAGAACAAAAGCGUCAGGCGGAGACCAAGGGCAUUUCCAAGGGCCACGGCCGCUGCCUAACCCAGCACUGACACAGCUCCAGGUGAUGGCAGGAGCCCUUUCUACUGUUGCCGGCUCCCUCGAGCAGGGGCUCACAGGGGGCUGAGAAAAGCCCGGGUACCUCCAGCCUCAUCUCCCCACCACACCGUGUCCCUUCCAGGAGUGCUGCAGACCCAGCGGGUUGUGCAGAGCCUGGAGCCACCCAGUUUGCACCAGGCAGGAUCCGUCCCCACAGUGCCCACGAGGCCACGGCCAGCCCAGUGCCACGAGGACAGCGGAGGGGAGAUGGUGGCUGGGAGCACAUGAGAAGGACAGGCUUAAUCAUACAGUGGGACCUGGCAAAUUUGCACUUUUUAAAUGCACAAAGGCUGUGAGCAGAGCAGCCUGGCAGAGCUGGGCUGGAUGGGGUGGGAGAGUCAGGCACCGCUGCAGACCCCACUACUGCAGACCCCACCACCGCAGACCCCACCACCGCAGACCCUGCCACCACAGUCUUCACCACCACAGACCCCGCUUAGCCCCUGUCAGCACCCAAAGAUCACUGGGGGGGGUUACAAACCACCCUCGCCAAGCAGGAAGCGAGCAAUUUCUCUAUUUUUUUUUUUUUUCUCACUUCCUGAGCUUUGAGUCAUUAGGUGUCAGGCUUUCAAGUUUAUUUCACCAGCCUGGAAUGCAUCUUUAAAAAUAAUAGUCAUUGAAAAAAAUGAAAGCUGAGAUUCAGCUGUAAUCCCAUGACUCAAAGAGGUGUGGAAGGAAGAAAAUCAUGAAAUCCCAUGAGUUCCAACAAUGAAAGCAUGAGAGCUGGCAAGACCGUGGCACAUAAAUCAUCAAAACUAAACACCAUCAGUCAAAAUGAAAGGAAUUAAGCCAAUCUCACCAGGCUGUUUUAAUUAUUUUUUAAUGAGGAUUUGCUCAUUCAGAAAAUUCACCCAUGACAAUGGCCGCCCCGAGCCAUUCACGCUGAGCAGGACCCAUCCCUGCAGCAGACACGCAUGGCUUGGCCCCGCCAUCCUGCCCCAGGGAUGCUCCAGACCCGGCACAAGGUUGGCGAUGGGAGCCGGGAGCCAGGGUGCCAUCGACCGCCAGGAAGGGGAGAGCAGGGUGAAAGAACCAAAAAUACGCCAGGAGUCCCAUUUUUGCCAUUAGCUUUGUUGCAACCCAAAACGUUGCGCUGGGGAUGUAACGAGCCAAAUUCUCUCUGGAUGGUCCUGGGGGGUUAGCAGGUGCUGCACUGUGGUGGUCCCCCGAGGGGGGCACAGCCCCAAGCCUCCCAGAAGACCCUCUGCCAUCACCAGCAGCGUUCCUGGAAGCACUGGGGGAAGGAGCUAUCGGGGAGCGGGGAUGCUGGGGCAGGGGCAUAGACCCCAUCUCUGCGCAGCAAUUGCAGAGGGAUGCAAACGCCCAUGCUGGAGCAGCAGCCGCCCCCAUUAAUAUUUUGGUGGCUGUUGGACAAAGUGGCUCAGAGCAGGAUUAUCGGCAGCCUGUCUGCACUAUACCGGCGAGACACUCCGCCCCUGAGAAAUGCUCCUACUACCCUUUAUGCUAUUGAUUUUUCUUUUAGCAAGGCAGGCAUUAAGCAGGAAAGAAACAGAGGGGGCACAACCCACCGCGUUCCUGCGGUGCUGUGUUCAAGAGCAGGCGGGACGGGAGGAAACCCUGUGGGCACAUUGGUCGGGGUGUCUGGUGGUCAGGAGCCAGGGCUGGUGACUUUCUGCCAAAUCUCUUUCUUACCCUUGUUUGCCCAGCUCCAGUACCCCCCGAAAAUGCACAAGGGCUUAAGCAGUGAGAUUUGACUUGUGGUUUUCAGUCUCUUUGAUCCUCAGGGGGACACCCAACUGGGGCUUGCAGGAGGCGAGGGGGGAGACACGCAUGGGACAAGUGUUUCGAUGAAAGCCCUGCCGUGCAGAAGGCAUUGGCAGGGGCACCUGGAAAAGGUCCAUGGUGAAGAGGAGAUGCUGCCAGCACCAGGUCUCCUGGGGGUGCUCCCAAGCCUCUCCUGCUCCAGGUGAUGCCCCAGUUCACCUUUGCUUGCUUCUGUGGGCUCCAUGGCUUCUGCAAGAUGAAAAGGAAGAAAGAAGAGUCCAGCGCGGAGCAGGAGACGGCAGUGUGAGGAGCAGACUCGUGCGUGUGCCCUGCCCAGCUGUGCCUCAGGACCCCAUCCCCUUCCCCUCGAUACUUGUGUGGCCAAGGGAGAGCCGAAACACGGGAAUGACCUUGCCAAGAGGUAGAAGCAGAUGCUGUGGACGUUAUUCAGGUGCUGCAGCAGUUCUGCCCGGACGCACAGCCCAGCCGGGUGCUGAGCACUCAGCACCCAAGCAGUCAGUGUCAGAGGCACCCUGCAUCCCAGCAGGGUAGAGAUUUCCCUGCAGAGCGAGUCAACCUGCUCUUGCUCCAACAAGUCUCAACAGACAGACCUGGAGCAGUUCUCAUAAGCCAGAGCCAGACCUUGUCCUUCCUUGGAGUCGCAGUGCCAGAGAGGCUGGCCCCUGGCUGAAAUCACCUGGCCCAAGCUGCCCUUUCUCCCUUGCGUAGGCAGGAUUUUCCUCCAGCUGCUCGACGUUCCCGUGCUGACCCGCUGCUCUCCUGCUAGCAAGGAGGAUUGCGCAGAGAAAUAUCUGGGGCGGGCUGAUAAAAUCUGCAGUUCCCAGUUGGCCUCCAUCCUCCCAGCCUGUGCCUGCUCCCCUCCCCAUGCAUCUGUCUUCCUAUAGUUCAAAAAACAACCAGUCUUUGUGGCUGCCCCAACACCCCACGUUUUUCAGAAUGUUCCUCCGAGGACAAAGUACAGGCAGUUUCAGGCAGCUCCAGGUGGGCACGGGGAAGCUCACGUUGUUUGGGGAAAAUGCUGACCUUGUUCUGUUCCUAUUUUUGCACAUCAGCACAGCCUCCCAAAUUCAGGGUUUGCAGCCCCAGUGCUGUCCUUGGCGAGGACCUUCGGAUUUAUCUUUGGGCCAAAAAAAAGAAAGUUGGUGGAAUGAAAAGCCUAUUUGUGGAAUGUAACUUUAUUUUUGCACAGUCCGCCUGUAACGCGUGGUGACCACACAAGUCAUGCACUCGUGGACUUAAACCACUAGCGAUUAAUCACUGCUCUGAAGUUUAUUACAAGUGUAAAGAUACGGGUCAAAUUCAAUUUUUGUUUUAUGCCAGCAUAAAUCCAGAGAGACAGUCUGGAUACUAAGAUGUCUACCAAAAUAUUAAUUAUACAGAAAUGAGCUUGGACUGGACCUCUGCUCGCAGAUUUCUCCUAACCGUGUCUCAGUCUCACCCUUGUGCAAAAGCACGUGAACAACAAGCACAAGCAGGCAGAGACAGGCUUACCGCGGGCACACGCUAGGGAAGCCCUGACUCAACAAAGCCCUGCUUAAAUUUAAGUGUUUGCUUUGGGAUUUUGCUCGAUCCAGUAAAUUUGCCUAACUCCCCCCUAACAAACCUUGAUCGAUCUCUGCAGGAGCAUGCAAUGACUAAGCAGAGGAGAAGGCACCGAACCAUCCUUGCAGCAUCUCCCUAAUGCUGCCUAACAAGGAUCAAAGCAUUCAACCUCUUUUUAUUGUCCUUUUCUUUUAUCCCACUGUCUGGAUUUCAUCACGAAGGGACCUACCCAGACAUGUUCCUCAGGAGUCUCCCAGCCCCAGUAGCCAUAGAAACCGGCUAUUUUUAGUCUGUUUUCCUGAUGCCAGUAAAUGACUUUUCUCUACUUUGGAGAGGCAGAAGACCAGGGCAGCCUUGUGUGCUGGUGGAUGGUAAAUGAGCAUCUCCAGCGAGGCAGGCGUCCUCUCCUCUACAGUGCUGUACGUCUGAGAAAAUAAAUGUGGCAUUGGUAAAUAAGCGCACAUUAUCUACGCACAGAGCAGAUCACUUCCUAUGGUAUUUCCUACGCUAGAGAAAAUAUUUAUAAGAAUUUUUAGAGUAUGGAUUUUAUAGCCAUUUGGAGAUCAGGGGUUUUGGUAUAUGACAAGCUUCCUCCUUUUCGGAGCUGGUUCUUCAAAAGACGCUGUAAUACAAAUUACCGGUGUUUGGCAACGCGAUCAAUGUGGGUAAAAGCACAGUGGUACUUACACCAUAAAUCAGCCCCACAACAAUGCCUCUCAUUCCUGGGAUACCAGUAAGACUUGAAGCCAAAGGCUUUUGAAGUAAGAUGGAAGAACACAUUUGUCUGAGUAAUUAUCAGGCUGCACGCUAAUGAGCAACGCUGGCCGGAUAAUUCAGCACGAGGGAAGAGAGCUGGGGCAGAGCAUCAUUUUCCUAGAGGGUUUUCUUAAAACAUCCAUUGUCUCCCGGGCUGUUCCCCCAUGCCUGUGGCAGGAUCCAGCCCACAGGGCCAUUUCCCCAGCUGCUGCCUGCCCUCCUGGGGGUACUCGGCAAACGCUGGGGCAGCUCCUGGGGAUGCAGGAGCAUCCCGACCGGUGCCGCAUCCUCAGGGAGCACUGUGGGGAGUGAUCAGCGAACUUCUGCCAGGCAGAGACGGUGGAGACCGUUUCCUUUUAAUGCUUGCCAGGUAUCCUGGAGCUGUAAAUACCCCGAGCCCGAUGGCUUCUGCUGUAACAUAUCUAGUUUACAAGAUUGUACUAUAAAUUAUAGAUGCAUAUCAUGACUGCGGUUUGCACCGAGACACUUGCCUAUUGAUCCGUCUCCUGCUGGUUAAUAUUCAGGACUGCUUUGGGAAGCAGCAUGCUGUAGCGGGUCAUCGGGAUGUCAGCACUCGGAGCAAGCGAUUUCCUGGCCCGACCGUACCAGUACGCAGGGAAGCAGCUGUGGAGCUGCUGUAAUAA